UCUGGAUUGUGUCAGUGGAGACGUUCCCAGCGCCUCGGUGCACUUGUCAGUCUCACACUUGGGAUGCUGCUAUUCCGAGUGACACAGUCUAGAGGGGCUCCGGAGAACUUCCAAAGGUUUUCAGCACCAUCAACAUAUCUACCUGUAAACUAUCGAAUGGCCUCUUCAGGAUCCGCCUUUCUUCUAAAAGAGAACAACCAAGACUUUAUAAGAAAUUGUAGUCUGCAGUCAAGGGUGGAGUCCUUCUUCAUUCACAAGUCCCUGAGAACUCCUGUCCUGAAUGCCAGUUAUGGACCUUUUUCUGUGGAAAGAGAAGUUUCGGAAGACCUUCUUCUGUCACAUCAUGUCUUUGCAUUCAAUAGGUUUACUUUUAACUGGAAACUGAAAUCUAAUGUAAUCAAUGUAAAGGUAUAUCCCAACAAACCCAAAGUGCAAGUUUUAUUUUACAUUGCAGGCAGAGACUGGGAUGACUACAGCGCCACAGAAAAACUUCCCUGCCUAAGGUUGUUUGCAUUUCGGGAAACCAGAGAAGCAAAAGGGAGCUGCAGGCUACAUGGGAGUUUGGGCCUGUGUGUGGCUGAACUGGAAUUUCAGCCCGCUUGGUUUUCUUCACCCCCUGUUGCUACAGGACGUAAAAGAAACCCAGAGCAGUCUGAGGGCAUCCCUGUGGAACUUUAUUACAGCAUUCAUUUAGAGGAAGAUAAAGCUGAGUGUACAGUGGAGGAAGCUCGGAAAGGAAAUGCAAUCCGUCCUGGGAAAGACCAAGGAGAAGAUUCUGUUUCUCAACUACAGAGAAUCGCCACUGUAACUCUAUAUCGUAAUCCAGAAAAUUCUCAUCUUACAGAAGUCAGGCUGGACAGCAAUGUUGCCCUAUGGUUGCCAUCAAAGCCUGUCAGACAAGGAGAAGUCUUACAUGUAUAUGUCACAGUUGCUAAUAACUCAACGUUGGAUCAGUUCACAUUAAGGGCCAAGGUGAAGAAAGGUGUUAACAUUCUGAAUGUGAAGAUCAGUGAUGUACGGCAGUGGGAUGUUAAGCAAGAACUGGGGAAUGGCGGCAAACACUCCACCACAACAGUUACAUGUCAGAGACUUGGACCGAGCCCUCGUAACAGAAGUAACAACCUGUUCACAGAGGUUGUACAGAUGAACUUUGAGAUAACCAGUUUCAGCAGCCUUUCUGGUACACAGCCCAUCUCCUGGCAAUUGGAGUAUCUCGGAAAGGUGACGACUGAUAUUGUUCUGUCUGAAGUCUUCAUUAGCCAGAAAGAUAUUUUAGGAAUUGUACCUCUCUCCAUGGACACAGAGAUUUUGAAUACUGCUAUUCUUACAGGAAAGACAGUGGCGUUGCCAGUUAAAGUGGUCUCAGUUGAAGAAGAUGGAUCGGUGACGGAUAUUUCUGAACUGGUGGAGUGCAAAUCGUCAGAUGAAGAUGUUGUUAAAGUUUCAGAGCGAUGCGACUAUGUUUUUGUCAACGGAAAAGAAAUGAAGGGCAAGAUUGGUGUAAUGGUGAACUUCACAUACCAGUAUCUGAGCGCACCUCUGCAGAUUACAAUCUGGGUUCCUCGACUGCCUCUCCAGAUAGAUAUCUCUGACACGGAACUCAGUCAAAUCAAAGGCUGGCGAGUGCCCAUUAUUUCCAACAGGAGAACAACAAGAGACAGUGAUGAUGAUGAUGAAGAUGAGCGUAGAGGAAGAGGCUGCUCCCUCCAAUAUCAGCAUGCAAUGGUUCGGGUCCUCACUCAGUUUGUAGCUGAAGAACCUGAUCCCCUCGGACAGCUGGUGUUUUUGCUUGGUUCCGAUUGGCAGUUUGAUGUCACAGAUUUGGUAACAGACUUCAUGAAACUGGAAGAGCCGCAUAUUGCAAAGCUGCAAGAUGGAAGACUUCUCAUUGGACGGGAGAUUGGGAUGACCACAAUACAAGUGAUGUCCCCUCUCUCCGAUUCCAUCCUGGCAGAAAAGACAGUGACAGUGCUGGAUGACAAAGUGACAAUAACAGACCUAGGAGUGCAGCUUGUCUCUGGACUGUCACUCUACCUUCAUCCUAGCACAGCUAAUAACAAGGCUUUUGUAGCCACCUCUAUGGCACAGGAACUUCUGCAUACUCCCAAACAGGAAGCGAUUUUCAGUGUUUGGAUACAAUUCAGUGAUGGUGUAGUGACACCGCUUGAUAUCUAUGACUCCAAAGACUUUUCAAUAUCUGCUACAUCUUUGGAUGAAUCUGUUGUCUCCACUCGUCAGAGCAGUUUGCUAAAAUACCCCAUUGUAAUUGCAGAAGGUGAAGGACAAGGCGCUGUGGUCAAAAUAGACUUGAUGAUCUCUGAGGCUUGCCAAAAAUCAAAGAGAAAAAGUGUACUUGCAAUUGGACAUGGUUACAUCAAAGUGAAGUUUGGGCAGAAUGAUGCCAUUUCUCCAGGUGGCACUGAGUAUGAGGCGGAGGAAAUAGAAAAUCACACAAGUGACCGGAAGCAGAAGGUGUCAGACCAAGAACAUUAUGGCAAUGAUGGAAGGUAUGAUGGUUCUCCUCUGGAACAUGAUAAAAGUGCCAUAAGAAAAGGUAGUACCACAGCUAGAUCAGUGUUAAACAACAGGAUGGAUGGAAAUAGAUUGCCUGAAGACAGUCCUCUACAAAACAUUCCAAUAGAUUUUACCAAUUUUCCUGCACACGUAGACUUACCGAAAAGCAAUGGAGAGGUGGAGGAUAAUGACCUUGUGCAUGCAACUAGAGGACUGAGUGACCUUGAGAUUGGAAUGUAUGCUUUGCUUGGUGUAUUCUGUCUUGCCAUACUAGUCUUCCUAAUUAACUGUGCAACAUUUGCCCUUAAGUACCGACACAAACAGAUACCACUGGAAGGACAAGCUAGUAUGACACACUCACAUGACUGGGUAUGGCUUGGUAAUGAGACAGAGUUGUUAGAGAGUACACCAGAUGUAUCACCACAACAGGAUGAGCACACCACUAUCAUUGACAGAGGGAUUACCUUGGAAGAGAAUCAUCAUCUUUUCAAUGGUGUCUCUCAGAAGGAUGUGCAGAGCCAGAUGCAGCAGCUGGGAGAAGAAGCAGAAAAAGCAGUAAAAAACAAAAAAAAUGAUCCUUUACAUUCCCCAACUUCAAAACGAAAGCGGGUAAAGUUUACUACUUUCACCACAAUCCCAGCUGAUGAUGGUUGUCCAACGGUCAACUCAUUAAUCACAGCCAAUGAGGAUGACAUCAAAUGGGUGUGUCAAGAUAUGGACUUGGGAGAAUCUAAGGACCUCCGAAACUAUAUGCAGAAGCUCAAAGACAAAAUAUAAAUAGUGGUUGGGAAGAUUUUCCACAAUUUUCUGAUGCCUUCAGUUUUAUAGGUUCCUUUGCGAUAGGUUUACCAACAAAAAAAUUUCAAUUCUGGAUAUAUGCCAAAAUGUGCAAAGUGUUCUAUGAAACUAGAAUCCUUAGUAAAAAAAACCUUGGAGCUGAAGCUGAGAUGGCUGCAUAUGCGUCUUAAUAAAAACUCUAAAAUGCUUAUGCUGAGUUGGAGGCAUCUUCAGAUUUGUUUAGCUCUGCACCAGUCACAUAUUUCCCAGGUUUUUGCCAGGUGUACAUACAGUGCACUUACACCCAACCAGGUCAUAAGCACAAAAACAAUUGUAACAUUUGUUUUAUAGCAAAAAAAUGCAUUCAGUAUUAGGUUUGCUUUAGAUUAAAUAAAAAACCUGUGUAAUACAGCAGGUAUAAUCUUCCUGCUCUUGUACAAAUAGCAAAAUAUUAUAUCAUAUGAUAGACAUGAUCAACUAAAAAGCACCAAUCAGAGGUAAGUCGGCCAACCAGAAGUGGCUAGGUAUUGCUUGUGGCCACCAUCAUCUGUUCAUAGCAGUACCUGUGUCUAUAUGCGGUCUUGGUCUGCCUUGGUUGCAGUUAGGCAAACACGCCACUUCCUGUACUCAAGCUGCUUUUGACCCUCCUCUCCUACCACGCCUGGCUGUCCAAGCUUAAGAAGGCACAAGUGUCCAUUUUGACCGAAGCUGCUAACAAAUGUAUUUGUAAGCUUUUUAAGGGAAAGGAUGAGCACUACAAAUGUAAUAUUUCAGGCAUACUCCAACUCAGCAUGAGCCCCAAUGAGAAGCAUUUAAAAACCUGAAGGAAGUCAGCAAAUGAAUGUUAUGUCUAAAGAGGUGUGAAAAACAUAAAUAUAGUGGAGCUACCAAAAAUGGUUUGUAAAAAUAUAUAAAAACUUUAAAAAAAAAGAAGAAGUAAUUUUAUAUUUCUAAAAAUUGUAACUAAAGGACAGGAAGUAAAACAAUAUUUUCACAAAUCCAGAAAACGCAUUGCUUGCACCAUUUUCUGUAAAUAUGUACGAUACAUGGAGGUGGGAGUUUUUGUGUUAUCUACAUUUUUGGAAGGGUCUCCAUUUAAAGUUACAUUAUGCAGUUCUCACUAAUCAAUAAACUGCACACUGUCAUCAUAAGCUUCCCCUUAUCUAAACAUUUCUAUAUUGCUCAUAAGGACAAGGCAUUGUCUAUUGCUGGAGUGGACUAAUAUGAUGUACUGUAUUUACAGUAGAAUACUCUUAAUGGUAUACUUUGGACUACACUUGUUGAAGAAAGUCAUGUGUAUUCUACCUAAGUGAAUGAAUUACUGAAAGCCAAAGGCACUUUUAACAUUCUUAAAUUAUGUUAAGUAAUACGUAAAAACUGCUGUUUAAUUGGUUUGUGAAGAAAAGAAAAUGUGCAUCUAAAUUCCUGUUUAUUUUAGAGAAUCGAUUUAUUUUUACAAACAUCAUCUGCCGCACCCCACUCACCUACGCCAAUGCAUUUUUGAUAAAAUGUCUUAUAUGAUUCAAUACCGAGGCACUCAGGAACUGUGGAAAAAUCAUAUAAUUUCUGUGUAUUAGAUGAUUAUUGGAGUUUGCUAACUAAAUUCGUUGUUAGCGCCAUCAGAAUGGAUGUAAACACAAAAUUACUUUUUUGGAUUUUUAUUCUGGGAAGAUGUACGUUAUCACUCAUUGGGAAUGAAUCCUUGUAGGCAUUCUGGUCUUAAAACAAGUCCCACUGGGCUCUCACUGAUGUCCUAUGUCUGCAAAUUCUAAUCUUGAUUACUGUAUUCACAGUUGUUUUAUGAUACUGAGGGUUAUCAGAUCUUUAUGGUAAAAAAAAGUAAAUGUAUUUUGUAAUGCAGAAUCUGAGAACUAAUGGUCAAAUAACAUAAAUGCAGAAAUUAUUGUACUUGAUAAAGUAUCUCUGUACCAGUGAA
Pseudophryne corroboree (corroboree frog) is the source of this 5227-nucleotide messenger RNA. RefSeq names its product transmembrane protein 132C (gene TMEM132C). The record is from RefSeq and is a predicted model, not a curated record. Lineage: Eukaryota; Metazoa; Chordata; Amphibia; Anura; Myobatrachidae. The coding region runs from base 64 to 3291 and encodes 1075 amino acids. The transcript is spliced from 9 exons.